Messenger RNA from Anastrepha ludens (Mexican fruit fly), 1408 nucleotides. RefSeq lists its product as uncharacterized. Bases 415 to 1086 code for a protein of 223 amino acids. Lineage: Eukaryota; Metazoa; Arthropoda; Insecta; Diptera; Tephritidae. The record is from RefSeq and is a predicted model, not a curated record. The transcript is spliced from 4 exons.
AUGCAAUAAAUUGAAAAUGAAGACAAGGAAACAAAGAAAGUGAUUGAAGAUCGGAAGUAAGUUCAGUGCGUAAACAAAAUAAAUAAUUAUUUUUUAUAAUUGGAUAAGUAAGAAAGCGAGAAUAAUAAAUGUGCAUUGUGCAAAAAGAAUAUUGGUUUACAUUGUUUUUAAAAAAAUAGAUGGAAUACAAAUGUCACACGAAAAGUAAUGUGAAUUUGGAAGUACUACAUAUUUGUGUGCAACGACCAAAUAAAAAGGAAUAGCAACAACGUCUACCAUUUUUGGUAGAGAAAGUGGUUAGGUCACUGAUGCCACCAGGAGACGUAUCGUAGACAACGGAGUAUUAUUCCUGUAACUGCAAACAUUUAAUUUGGAUGAAAUAAUUGCGCCGCGACUUGCCAGUCAAUCGUAACCAUGAGCAUACGCACAAGGGCACUAGUCUUUUCCACUUUUUUCGGUAGCUGCAUCGCAAUUGGGCUUUUAUUGGUCAGUUUGACUACGAAUCAUUGGGUGCGUGCUUACCCAAAACGCCUCAAUUCCACAGAUUCAAAAGGUGAUAUCAACUUUGGCUUAUUUUAUGGCAACAAGGAUCUCAACUAUGGAUUUGGUGUACGCACUACACCUAUUAUUGUUUACACAUUCGACCAAAACGGACCAGAAACAAUGAAUUUUUGGCUUUGGCUAAUCACGGCUUUGGGUACUGGCUUUGGUUUGCUUAGUUGUGCAAUAUCCGCCAUUGCAGCUGUGUUGAAAGCUGCAUCUGCGGCAAAACGUCCCGGAACUAUGGUACUACUAUUCGCUUCUAACAUUUCAGCAGCAGCAGCUCAAGUGAUCGCCUUCAUCUGCUGGCUUGUACAAUUCUAUCAAUACUUACAGCAGAAUGUUCUUGCUGUUCAGGACCGUAAUUGGUAUAGUCAUGGUUUAGCUUUUUUGGGUUACAGUUUCUACUUGGUAAUUGCCUCUACACUUGUUGUUAUAUUAAAUAUUUUCAUAUUGUUGCAUGCCAAACGUUGUGAGCACCGCGACCGCCAACGACUGGAUCCACCUAGCGAAGAAAAAAAUCAAAGCGCCAUAAUGCUGUACUAAGAGUUUACCUUAAAUCGUAAUAGAACAAAUUGUUUAGAUUAAAACGAACUGAUGUUAAUUCGUUAAAGGCUGGUGUAUCUGUCUAUAUCAUAAUUCUCAAAACGCAAAUGUUUAUACACAAAAAUGUAAUUUCCUCAAACAGUUUUUUUUUUUUUUAGUUAUUAAAAAGUAAUGGUAAAUAUAACAUAUUUGUAAGGGAAACCAACUGCUCAGGCUUUCGCCCUAAAAAUUAUUUUAUCUUUAUUUAUGUAAUGUACAUAUUCCAAAAGUAAGGAAAGUACAUACAUAUUUCAAAAAGCACAACAUUUUGUGCAAUUAUGUA